GUUGGACCGGGGCACCGUAGCCAGGGUCCCACACUCUUUGGCGGGCUGCAUGGACUGAGCCAAUUCGGUGUGGAAGAUCUCCUGGCUGUGGCGUUGUGGCUAAUCCACCUUCGCAGCUCCAGUAGUCAGUCUGGAGUCCUUCUGGAAGCAGCUUUAAGGAACAAGUCAAGAACUCAGACUCUCAAUGUCUUCGCUGAUGCUCCUUUGAGGUACCCCCAAAUCUCUGACCACAUCACCCUGGACCCCCGAUGCGGCUGCCUGAGCAACCUGGAGAUGGGAAGCCUGAGAAUGAGACAAAGGGGGACCAAGAAACCCCCGAAAGGGGAGAGGAGCCACGGAGAAGCCCAGCCCCUGACUUCCCCACCUGGGAAAAGAUGCCGUUCCACCAUGUAACCGCUGGCUUGUUGUACAAGGGGAAUUACCUCAACCGAUCUCUGUCUGCAGGCAGUGACAGCGAGCAGUUGGCUAAUAUCUCCGUGGAAGAACUGGAUGAAAUCCGAGAAGCCUUCCGUGUUCUGGACAGAGAUGGCAACGGCUUCAUCUCCAAGCAGGAGCUGGGCAUGGCCAUGCGCUCCUUGGGGUACAUGCCGAGCGAAGUGGAGCUGGCUAUCAUCAUGCAGCGUCUGGACAUGGACGGAGAUGGGCAGGUAGAUUUUGAUGAAUUCAUGACGAUUCUUGGGCCCAAGCUGGUGUCAUCAGAAGGUCGGGAUGGCUUUCUUGGAAAUACGAUAGACAGUAUCUUCUGGCAGUUCGACAUGCAGAGAGUCACUCUGGAAGAGCUGAAGCACAUCCUGUACCAUGCCUUCCGGGAUCACUUAACAAUGAAGGACAUUGAGAACAUUAUCAUCAACGAGGAGGAGAGUUUGAACGAGACCUCGGGAAACUGCCAGACAGAGUUUGAAGGAGUUCAUUCGCAGAAACAGAACCGACAGACCUGUGUCCGCAAGAGCCUCAUAUGCGCCUUUGCCAUGGCCUUCAUCAUAAGCGUCAUGCUGAUCGCAGCCAACCAGAUCCUGCGGAGUGGCAUGGAGUAGGAUAGCAGCCUUCCACCAGCCACACCGCGUUGCCAGCUCACUGCGCAUGUGCAUGCCCCGCGGGCAGACUCUGUUCAUUCACACAGGAGAUCUGGACCUUUAUGGAUGGAUGCAUUGGUACCCUUCAGUAAAGAACUCAAGUUUGCAGUGCAACCGGGGUCACGGAUCAACUCCAUCUCCUUGGCAGGGACACAAAAGGGCUGUCUUCAAUGCUUUCAUGGUUUUGUUUCCCAAUGCAAUAAAUAGCCAGGAGUUCUCAAUUAUUGCUUCAACCGCCAGUAGCAACUCUGAAGUGGGGGGAAAAAUACUGCUUUCUUUUCGUCUUGGAAUUCCAGUAGCCAUCCAGAUAGCAUGGUGGCCUCUGAGAGCGAGAAAGAAAAGACAGGUGUAAGCAACAGUCACCUCUAUCCAUGACCCAAUUCUUUCAACCCAGGGACCCACGGAGACUCCCUGCUGAAGUUGACUUCUGGGUUGCUACAGAAAAGGGGACUUUCAAUCUCACCCUGGCUUCCUUCCUCCACCCAGUGGAGACCCCUCCCACCAAGGCAUGGAGGGGGAAAGCCAUUAAGCAGGGUGCAGCUCCUUGCCGUCCCUGCUAUUCUUUAUCGCCUUUUCUACAGGACGCUUGUCGGUAGAGCUGGGGCACUCUCGGUUGGUUUCCAUGGCUCUUGGCUUUCUGUUUCUGAAGUCCAUCCCGCACCAGCAUCUUGGAAUCUGCAGAGAGCCUGGCUCCCAGCUUUCUUGCCUGUGCUGCCAAUAGAGAAAAGAAAAAAGAAAAAAAAAAAAGAAAAAAAAUCCAUAACCUGUGUCUCUAUAAUCCAGACACGUAGACAGAUAAGAGACUUUUCCACGCGUGAUGCUAUUCUCCCCAAAUUGCUUACUUUGGACAUGAAUUUGUUCUCUAUCUCACCCCUAUCUGUGCUUCUUUAGAGCCGAGGGUGAAGUAACUGAGGUAGGGGGAAGGAUUGGGUCUGGCGGCGAGGAGGCCCACACCCCAGGCAUCCGAAGUAACAGAGCCCCUCUGAGUCGCCAUAUUUGACAACAUCUGUAAGUUAAGAUUGGCCUACAUCUAACCUUCCCCUCACCUUGGACUUCAUUAGCAAGCCUUUCCCCAGCUAAGAAAAGGAGACCUAGAAGCUUGAAGCAGAAAUAUGGAAGGAUCAAAUUGCUGUAUUUUAUUUAAUAACUCAUGAUAUUCAGGUUGUGCCAAUGACUCAUUAAAAAAAAAGACAGAUGCUAAUGGGCAUGGCUGAUAGGGCAGAGACUUGAUCGGUGUUCUGAUCCCAGAACACUUACACUGGGGCAGAGAACUGAAUAUCUGGGUCUGUUUUUAGUAGCAGGCCAAGACUCUCAUUUCUUCAACUUUUCCUGGAUUCAUUAUGAAUUUAAGCCCCAGUGGUCAGAUUAGCCGGUCAUCUAUAGACGUGCUAACUCCCUUUGUAUUUUUUUGACCCCAAGUCUUUAUCUCUGUAACAAAACUGUCCUACUCCAACUUCGGAUCUCAGCCGGAAGAUCCCCAGUUCCCCUUCCUCUUCCCUUCCCCUUUCCUCCAGCCACACGGAGGUGCCAGCAGCUUUGCUCUCUAUAUUCUGCUGGGUAGGUUUUUAUGGUGCAAUGCAUAUCCCUCUAGCCUCCUUUCUCUCUCUGCUCCCUCCUUACGUACUCCCUUCUUAGACUUGGAUCACGCAAGGUCUCCAUAUAGGGUCUUCCUCCAGUUCACCUCUACGUGCUCUCCAUAGAGUAGUAUGGGGGCAGCUCUAGAUAUUCUCCCACUGUAGGGUGUGGAUAUUCACCAAGAGCACAAGUCAAACUAGGUUUGAGCCAUAGCAUAGAGAGGAGGGAGCAGGUCGGAGGUCCCAAGAAGCCCAAGGGGCACAGAGUCACUUCAUAAAACUGCCUGGAGUCUGGAACAUCCGGGCAGCAGCCUGCCUUCCCUUCUUCCGGUGCCCUUUGCAAACCUGCCCUUUUUGCUUCUUCCCUAGGCUGAGUCACCAUGUUCCCCUUAGGACCAGACUCCUGAACUAGAGCAGGCAGAGACACAGAAUCUUAAUACACUGCACAAUGUUCCACCCCUUUUGUUUCUUCCUGGAGCAAUCGCCUUCUUUCUGCCAGACAUGCGCAAGAAGGCAAGCAUAGCUGGUAGCAACUAUUUCCCUACUAUCAUGUUUCCCUACUAUUAGCUGGGGUUUGAACCUCCAAACUGCCCCCUCCUGGGAGUCUGGUGGGAAGAUCCAGAUAGUGCAGGCCUUUAAAGGACCGGAAAGCAAUGGAUACCAUGCCACAGCUGAGAUCGGCUCUCAAGGUGAAACAUAAGGAAUUCUUCAAAUGUUGCUUUUCUGCAAGAUCUGCCCCAAACUGAAGGAGGUGGAUCCCAAAAGAUCUAUGGUUUAGAUUUCAUCAGCAAUAAGCAGAGAUGUGAUAAAAGCCUGUUCUCUACUGACAGGACUAGGUGGUGGUGGGUCCUGACAAAAUCACACCAUGAGACAGGUCUCACGUGGGAGGGUUUUUAUGAAAGAGGAGGGGGCACAGAGAUGGGCUCUGGAAGAAAAAGAAAAGAAGAGAGCGGGGGAAGAAAGUGGCUUUUAUUGGGGCCCUGGUGCAUGUGUAAGGGGCCAUGCAACAGGGACGACAGCUAGUGGUGACAUUUUGUCGUGGGGGUCCCUCGAAAGCUGGCUAUAAAGAUGCCUGAUUGUCGCGGUGUCACUUUUGGCUGUCCGUGAACAUGCCUGAUUGCUAAAAUCUACAAGGGUGUGAGCACCAUCUCCCAAUAUCAUGGAAGGAAAGACAUGAAAGAAGCCAUCAGAUUCCCUAUGACGGUCCAUAAAUUAUUCUCCCAGCAGCCUCCGCAUCCGAGGCACACAGGAACUGAAUGCAUCAGUGUAAGAAGUCUGGUCUAGUGAUGUCCUUUAGACUUAGGGGGCUAAGAGUGCACUAGGGUGAUCUACUCUCUAGCUGCUUUGCUUGUGUUAUGCCUUUGGUAUAUUUAGGGUGUUGGGCUUCUUUUCCAGGCAGCCCUAUUGUCAGACCUGUUCACAUAAAUGCUACCCCGAGGUUCCCUGUCACCUAACAUCCUCAUGAAGGUAAUUGGGGAGUAGUUGGUUGGCUGAUGGGUCCAGAAAGUUCUGCUUCCUCUUGCUCAAGGAAAGCCACACAUGGGCAGCUGAGACACCCUCUGAAGGAGAGGCAGGAGCUCAGCCUUUGCUGCCUGGCCUGUGACUGGACUUAGGAGACAGUGACUGAGGCAGGCCAGUCAUGAGAUGACUCAGUGACUGGCUCAUUCUUGCUGCCAGCUCAGCUCCACAUCCCCAGACCUCCAUGAAUGACAGACACCAGGACAGCAAUUUACCUGGGACAGAAAGACAAGCUGACUCUCAACCCUUUAACUUUCAAACAAACCAUUCCCUCACUGUCCCGGAUGUAGACUGAGUCCCUACACUGGAACUGUUAACAGCGACUUCCAGAAUAUGUGCAAGUUCCAUGUGAGAUCUAUAAGAGGUUGCCAAGGCAACCGUGGCAUCUACCCUGAGCUUGCCAAGGCACAAACAGAGGGAACACUUAAAGAACACUCUAGGC
Mus caroli (Ryukyu mouse) is the source of this 4607-nucleotide messenger RNA. It is a transcript of the gene Caln1, whose product is annotated as calneuron 1. Lineage: Eukaryota; Metazoa; Chordata; Mammalia; Rodentia; Muridae. The record is from RefSeq and is a predicted model, not a curated record. Gene Ontology annotation, cellular component: trans-Golgi network membrane. Gene Ontology annotation, molecular function: calcium ion binding.